AUGGCUGUCCUGUGGCUGUUGCUGCUCGUGGGGCUGCCCACUUUCUUACUGGGACUCCUUGUAUGGUGUGUUGUUCAUCACUUUGUCACAGCAGAAAUCCCCUCUGCCUUGAAGAAUCCUGUGAAGUUAAGGUUUCUGCAUUGCUUAGUGCUGUACCUGAUUGCUUUGGGGAAUACUCUAGAGAAGUUGAGAAUUUGCUCUAUGCCUAAGUUUGUUCGGUUUAUUCAUGACCUAAUGAGAAUAAGGAAAGAUCCUACCUUGGUGGUGACCAACUUGCAUUUUGGGACCAUCCCUGUGAGGCUGUUUCAGCCCAAGGCAGCAUCCUCCAACCUCCAGCGAGGCAUCAUCUUUUUCCAUGGAGGGGCUGUGAUGUGGGGUAGCCUGGAUUUUUGCCACAGCCUGUGCAGCUGCCUGGCCCGGGAGACGGACUCGGUGGUUCUGUCAGUAGGGUACCGCAUGCUUCCGGACUAUCAUCACCCUGUCUUUCUCAGGGAUUGUUUGAAUGCCUCCAUCCACUUCCUGAAGGAUUUGCAAACCUAUGGGGUGGACCCCUCCCGGGUGGUGGCCUGUGGAGAAAGCAUUGGAGGUUGGGCUGUGGCUGUUGUCACCCAGGCCUUAGUCAGCAUACCCAAUCUGCCCCAGAUCCAGGCUCAAGUCCUGAUUUGUCCAAUCGUGCAUUUCAUCAAUUUCCAAUUACCUUCAUACCAGCAGAAGAAAAAUAUCCCUCUCCUCACUAGAGACAUUGUGUUGCUGUGUAUGUACAAAUAUUUGGCUAUUGACCCCUCCUGGGAAGAUGCUAUAUUGAAAGGAACUUGUGUGCCCCCAGAAAACUGGACAAAGUACAGGAAAUGGCUCAGCUCUGACAACAUCCCCAAAAUGUUCCAGAGCCAAGAUCCACAGUCUGAGUUUCCUGGACCUUUUAAUGAGGCUGCCUAUCUGGAAACCAAUCAUGUUUGGAAUGAAGAAAUUUCACCUCUUCUAGCAGAUGAUAAGACCAUCGCUCAGCUUCCCAAGGCAUUCCUGGUGAGUUGUGAGUAUGACGUCCUCCGGGAUGAUGUCUUGCUGUACAAGAAGCGCUUGGAAGACCAGGGAGUCCCUGUGAGCUGGUACCACGUGGAGGACGGCUUUCAUGGAUGUGUAAUGUUAUUUGGUCAGAAGCUUUUCUCUUUCCCCUGCUCUCUGAAAGCUGUAAGUGCUGUAGUGAGCUAUAUAAAGGGCAUCUGACAGUAAACUUGUGCUUUUAUUUGGGUGAAGCAAGGAGGGCCUAUGCUGUGCCUGGGAGCUUUGCUGAGUUCUAUUUUACUGGGAAAGGAGAUGCUGAAGCUACCCACAAUCUGGAAAGGAAUGAGGUUGUGGAAGCAAAAAACGGCUUUUUGUUCGAGAAAAUCCAUCUGUGUUUGUGUUUCCUUCCUAUACCAACAAUGUUUUGUGUUACA
Nannospalax galili (Upper Galilee mountains blind mole rat) is the source of this 1436-nucleotide messenger RNA. RefSeq names its product arylacetamide deacetylase-like 4. NCBI's taxonomy places the organism in Eukaryota, Metazoa, Chordata, Mammalia, Rodentia, Spalacidae. The record is from RefSeq and is a predicted model, not a curated record. Gene Ontology annotation, molecular function: hydrolase activity. The transcript is spliced from 4 exons. Bases 1 to 1224 code for a protein of 407 amino acids.